AUGGCUCGCUUCGUCACCGCCGUCGUCGCCAUGACGGCCGGCCUCGCGGCGGCCACCUGCGCCCACCGGGUGCCAAGCGUCGACGUGCCGGCGUGCCCGCGCGUCGGGUCCAUCACGUACUCCAAGACGGUGCCGGACCAGAAGCCGUUCCCGCGCACGCAGGUCGACCUGUGCUACUCGGCGGAGCACCUGCAGAUCGGCUUCACGGCGUACGACGAGGUCAACUUCUACUUCAACGCGUCGCAGGGCACCAACGGCGACAUCUGGCAGUACGAGGUGAUGGAGGCCUUCGUCUACAAGGGCACCGACGACCCGCAGACGUACCUCGAGUUCGAGGUCAACCCCAACAACGUCACGUACCAGGCGUUUGUGUACAACCCGUCCAAGGUGCGCGCCGAGGGCGCCCCCUUUGACCACCUGUUCGUCAGCGACCCGGCCGCCGACGGCUUCAGCGCCACGACCAAGCUCGACAAGCCGCGCAAGUACUGGCGCAGCGACGUCAAGAUCCCGCUCGGCCUCUUCAACGUCGACAAGGGCAAGGCGCGCGGCACCCGGUGGAGGAUGAACUUUUUCCGCACCGUCACCAGCCCGCAGACGUAUCCCGACCAGGAGCUCGGCGCCUGGAGCUCGCCCAACAAGGCCAGCUUCCACAUUACGCCCUACUUUGGGAAUGUGCGCUUUGUGUAG
Molecule: messenger RNA, 687 nt
Organism: Purpureocillium lilacinum
Lineage: Eukaryota; Fungi; Ascomycota; Sordariomycetes; Hypocreales; Ophiocordycipitaceae
Source: RefSeq, a predicted model, not a curated record